Dioscorea cayenensis subsp. rotundata (Guinea yam) is the source of this 1754-nucleotide messenger RNA. RefSeq names its product probable 2,3-bisphosphoglycerate-independent phosphoglycerate mutase. NCBI's taxonomy places the organism in Eukaryota, Viridiplantae, Streptophyta, Magnoliopsida, Dioscoreales, Dioscoreaceae. The coding region runs from base 168 to 1652 and encodes 494 amino acids. The record is from RefSeq and is a predicted model, not a curated record. Gene Ontology annotation, molecular function: metal ion binding. The transcript has 6 exons.
CCGAAUAAAUAUUCACUGGUUCCUACUCCGCGCACUCUCGCCAACCUUCAUCGAAGACGAUCAAACUUUUACUAGAUAAAUUUCGAAGUACUUUUCGAUUUCCAAGCAAUUAGAGGAUUUUGUUUAUAUAUUUGUUGUCUAUCAAAUUAAGUCCCAAACACAAAAGUAUGGGUAUCACUGAAAACACAAAAAGAAGAAUUGCAUUUGUGCUAAUUGAUGGUCUUGGAGAUGUGUCGAUUCCGAGGUUCCAGUACAAAACAGCUCUUGAAGUUGCCAAUACCCCGAAUUUGGACGCCAUUGCUUUUGCUGGAGUCAAUGGUCUCAUGGACCCUGUUGAGGCGGGUUUGGGAUGCGGCAGUGAUACUGCACAUCUUUCUCUACUUGGUUAUGAUCCAAGAAUCUAUUACCGAGGCCGGGGAGCUUUUGAGUCUAUGGGUGCGGGAUUAGCCAUGGCUCCAGGAGACAUCGCCUUCAAGUCAAACUUUGCCACCUUGGAUGAGAGCUCUGGUAUUGUGACAAGUAGGAGAGCGGAUCGGCAUUUCGAGGAAGAGGGACCGAUUCUUUGUGCAGCAUUAGAUGGCAUGAAGCUUCCAUCCUUUCCAGAAUAUGAAGUGAGAGUCAGAUACGCCACCGAACACAGGUGCGGGGUGGUCGUCAAAGGGCCAAAAUUGAGUGGAAAUAUCUCCGGGACAGACCCAUUAAAAGACAACCGCUUACUUUUGGAAGCCAAACCUCUAGAUGAUACGGAGGAAGCGAAAAAUACAGCUUCUGUUGUCAAUGAACUUUCCAAAGAAAUAUCACGAAUUUUGGUUGCUCACCCUUUGAAUGCAAAACGGGCAACGGAAGGGAAAAACAUCGCAAAUGUUGUUCUUUUACGAGGUUGUGGAAUUCGCAUAGAGGUUCCUGCAUUCGAGAAACAGCAUGGAAUGUCUUCAUGCAUGGUGGCUCCUACCAAAAUUAUUGCAGGUUUAGGUUUAUCGUUGGGAAUCGACAUCCUUGAAGCUCCUGGAGCCACUGGAGAUUACCGAACUCUCUUAACAUCAAAAUCCACUGCUAUUGCUACGGCACUUUCCGCUCCACUGCAGCCACCUCCAUGUGUUUUUGUGCCCGGCGAGGAUGAACACAAACCCGGUCAACCAGAUGGAUAUGAUUUCGGCUUCCUUCAUAUCAAGGCAAUCGAUGAUGCCGGCCACGAUAAAGCCACGGUACUAAAAGUGCGUUGCUUGGAAGCAGUUGACAAAGCAAUUAGUCAGCUGGCUCGACUACUAUGGCAAGCUGAAAAGUCCGGCAAGUUCCAAUAUUAUCUUUGCAUUACCGGGGAUCACUCGACACCAGUGGAGUACGGAGAUCAUAGUUUUGAACCUGUACCAUUUGCAUUGUGCCAAUUGAAGGACUUUGUUGGUGUUGUUGGUGAGGCCAAGGUGUUAGAAGCCUCUCUUGAUGCUUUCAUACUCCCUUCAGUGGAUGCCGGUGAAGACUUGAUUGAAGAUAUCGUAUUUCCCGGGAAAGUUGUGGAGUCGUCGAAAACUCCUUGCGGCGAUUCGGUUUGUAUUUUCAGUGAAAUUGCAGCAGCCAAGGGGUGCCUCGGCCGGUUUCCGGGGAGCGAGAUGAUGGGUAUAAUCAAGAAGUUCAUGAAGCUGAAGAAUGAUUAAAUACUUCUGAGAAAUUAUAAAAUGAUGUAACCUGCUGGAAAUAAUUGUAAGAACGAAACUUAUAAACGCUUCCGAAGGAAUUCUGUACCUUUUCUGCAGUAA